Messenger RNA from Sturnus vulgaris (Common starling), 1443 nucleotides. Lineage: Eukaryota; Metazoa; Chordata; Aves; Passeriformes; Sturnidae. The record is from RefSeq and is a predicted model, not a curated record.
AUGAUAGCAGGAGCUCAUAAAUUUCACAGUGCACAGCAGCUGAUUGGUCCAACUGUUUCUUUUUCCUUCCAGUACUUGGGCUGUAUAGAAGUCUUACGGUCAAUGAGAUCUCUUGACUUCAGUACUAGAAUGCAGGUUGCAAGGGAAGCAAUCAGUCGUGUUUGUGAAGCCAUGCCUGGUGCCAAAAAAGCCUUCAAGAAACGAAAGCCACCAAGCAAAGUCCUUUCUAGCAUCUUGGGAAAGAGCAAUCUUCAGUUUGCAGGAAUGAGCAUAAUGUUGAAUAUCUCCACCAGCAGCUUAAAUCUAAUGAAUCCAGAUACAAAACAGAUCAUAGCAAAUCACCAUAUGCAAUCUAUCUCCUUUGCGUCUGGAGGUGAUCCGGAUACUUCAGACUAUAUUGCAUAUGUAGCUAAGGAUCCUGUUAAUCGCAGAGCUUGUCAUAUACUGGAAUGUUGUGAUGGGCUGGCCCAGGACGUCAUCAGCACCAUAGGGCAAGCAUUUGAACUUCGAUUUAAGCAGUACUUGCAAUGCCCCUCUAAGACACCUACUUUCCCUGAUAGGAUGCAGAGUUUUGAGGACCCAUGGACGGAGGAAGAUAACGAGGCAACAGACCAUCCCUAUUACAACAACAUCCCAAAUAAAAUACCUCCCCCUGGCGGAUUCCUUGAUGCCAGGCUCAAAACAAGGCUUCCCACUGCUGCAGACACAGCUCAUUCUGCAUCAGGAGUGGGAGGAGAGCAAAUUUAUUAUCAGAGCCACCACGUAGGAGAAAAAUUCAGUGAAGAAUGGCAUCACGGGCCUGUUAAACAAGGAUCUCUGGAUAUUUGUAGUAUGUCAGAAGAGAAAUCAGAAGUAGCACCAACAGCACAGCUGCCAAUAUAUGUAAACACCCAGAAUAUAAAUAGAGAAGAUCUAUUGGCACUUCAGGCAGAUGCUGAAAGUACCUUCGGUGGAACAGCAGAGGAUGCUGAAGCAAGCAGCCCAGGAAAGGAUCUGUUUGACAUGAAACCAUUUGAAGAUGCUCUCAAGAGUCAAACAUCUGAGGCUAUGUUGAAGAAAUCCACCUCCACGGGAUGCACCAGUCCUCCUUUAUCCAGAGCAGCUGUCCGGACUGAAGCUGAAGAGCUGAGUACAGAGCCAUGGUAUCAAGGAGAGAUGAGCAGGAAAGAAGCAGAACAGCUAUUAAAGAAAUGUGGAGAUUUCCUCGUGAGGAAGAGUACCACGAAUCCUGGCUCCUAUGUGCUGACAGGCAUGCACAAAGGACAAGCCAAGCAUCUUCUUUUGGUGGACCCAGAAGGAACUGUUCGUACAAAAGAUCGCGUCUUUGACAGCAUAAGUCAUCUCAUCAACUAUCACCUUGAGAAUAAUUUGCCUAUAGUUUCUUCAGUGAGUGAGCUCUGCCUGCAACAGCCUGCUGAAAGAAAAAACUGAUUCCAGAUAACU